Sorex fumeus (smoky shrew) is the source of this 3523-nucleotide messenger RNA. RefSeq names its product DENN domain containing 2D (gene DENND2D). Bases 73 to 1479 code for a protein of 468 amino acids. Lineage: Eukaryota; Metazoa; Chordata; Mammalia; Eulipotyphla; Soricidae. The record is from RefSeq and is a predicted model, not a curated record. Gene Ontology annotation, cellular component: nucleoplasm; cytosol. The transcript has 12 exons.
CACGCCGGGGGCCCCGCGGGAAAGCGAAAGUGUCGGGGUGCGCGGGGGGAGGGGCGCACGGAGCCGAGGGCCAUGGACGGGCUCGGCCGCCGCCUGCGAUCCAGCCUGCGAUUCAAGCGAGGCCGUGGGGUUUCAGCCCCACCACAAGACAACACUGGGGCCACAGACAAGGAGCCAGAAAGGACUCAGGAAUACAGUUUGCCUAACCUCGCCGGAGGCCAGCACUUCUUUGAAUACCUUCUUGUGGUUUCCCUAAAAAAAAAGCCUUCUGGGACCAAUUAUGCACCCACAAUCACCUACCAGUUUCCCAAGCGGGAGAAUCUGCUUCGGGGCCAACAGGAGGAGGAGGAGCGGCUGCUCGGAGCCAUUCCCUUAUUCUGCUUCCCAGAUGGGAACGAGUGGGUACCACUCACUGAGUAUCCCAGGGAGACCUUCUCCUUCGUUCUGACCAAUGUGGACGGCAGCAGGAAGAUCGGCUACUGCAGGCGCCUGUUGCCUGCCGGCACCGGCCCUCGCCUCCCAAAGGUGUACUGUAUCAUCAGCUGCCUCGGCUGCUUCGGCUUGUUCUCCAAGAUCCUGGACGAAGUGGAGAAGAGGCAUCAGAUCUCCAUGGCCGUCAUCUACCCCUUCAUGCAGGGCCUUCGAGAAGCAGCCUUCCCUGCUCCUGGGAAGACUGUCACCCUCAAGAGCUUCAUCCCCGACUCAGGAACUGAGUUCAUCUCGCUAACAAGGCCUCUGGACUCCCACCUGGAGCAUGUGGAUUUCAGUUCUCUGGUGCGAUGUCUGUGUUUUGAGCAGAUUCUCCAGAUCUUUGCCUCUGCAGUGCUGGAGAGAAGGAUCAUCUUCCUGGCAGAUGAUCUCAGCACCUUGUCUCAGUGCAUCCAUGCUGCUGCCGCUCUGCUCUAUCCCUUCAACUGGGCACACACCUACAUCCCUGUCGUCCCUGAGAGCCUUUUGGCCACCGUCUGCUGCCCCACCCCCUUCAUGGUUGGAGUACAAAUGCGAUUUCUGCAGGAGGUCCUGGACAGCCCCAUGGAAGAGGUCCUGUUGGUGAAUCUCUGUAAUGGCACCUUCAUAAUGUCAGUUGGUGAUGAAAAAGAUAUUCUGCCCUCCAAGCUUCAGGACGACAUUUUAAACUCUCUUGGCCAGGACAUCAGUGAUUUACAGACUUCAGAACAAAUCAACGAGCAUGUUUCAGGUCCUUUUGUGCAGUUCUUUGUCAAGACAUUGGGUCAUUAUGCUUCCUAUAUCAAGCGGGAGGCAAAUGGACAAGGCCAUUUCCAGGAAAGGUCCUUCUAUAAAGCUCUGAGCCAAAAGCCCGUCAGGAGAUUUGUGAAGAAGUUUGUGAAGACACAGCUCUUCUCCCUUUUCAUUCAAGAAGCAGAGAAAAGCAAGAAUCCUCCUGCAGGGUAUUUCCAACGGAAAAUACUUGAGUAUGAGGAACAGAAGAAACAGAAGAAAUCAAAGACUGUGAAAUAAGAGUGGUGGUGAGCAGGACUGACAUGAUCAACAGGCCAGUUCUGGACUCUGGUCUGCAGGAUAGCAUCAGCCAAGCUCUCGGCCUGUACACUCCACAGGGCUCUGAGUCCUGACUCCUGGUCUUGCAUUGAGCUGGUGUCUGAGUGUGGAAUCCCUGGGAUCAGCUGUCUCAUGCCUCUGGGAGGCUUUGACCUCUUUGCUCAUGGAGCUGGGCUCCAAGCUGCCUUUCUUCAGAGAUGAUCCAGAGCCGACACAGUAGCACAGGUGGUUAGGGACUUACUUAGAAGCUGCUGCAACUGUCCUCUCCUGGGAGACACUUUUUAUAAAGUCUUCCACAGAGAUAGCAGUUGGCCCCAAGCCUCAGUCUCUCUGCAUUAAAAAUAAAAAAAAAAUAUAUAUAUAAAAAGAGGUCUGUGGGCAUGUGAGGAUAAGAAUAAAGAUCAAAAUAAAAAUUUUCCUGUGGUUAAUGUGCAUACGUUUGGUUUCCAGUUGAGGGGAGAAGCACGAAAAUUGAGGAUGAACUAGGCUAGAAGAGGAUGAUUUGGUCAUAGUGGCCCAGAAAUUUCGGCUGUGUGGUUUUGUGUGUUAGAGGGUGCAGCAGCUCCAUGUCUAACAGGAGUCAGAGAUGCUGGAGAGAGCAGGACAGCCGUGAGGACUGGACAGCAGCUCUUACUCCUAGUCGGGUAUGCAGUCUUGAGUCCUGGAAGGAGUCACUGUUGGACAGCAUGGAAUUCUUCCAGUCUAGUAAAGUGAGGUUAGGAAUUCCAGUUCGUGAAGCCAGAGGGAAACAUUGUGCCUCUUCCAUAAAUGUCAGCUCAUCAGUUGCAGUUCGGAGUCUUCUGUUGUAGAUAUUCGAAAUCCUGUUUUGUUGUCUCCAGAUCAACUCUAUAGAUGUAGGCAGAGGGAUCCCUGUAUUUCUUUUUGAAAUGAGACUCAGAAUUGUUUAAGAGUCCAGAGGAACUGAGCCAUCACCUUGUCUAGUUCUCUUCUCUACCACUACUGACUGCUGCUGCUUCACAGCUGUAAGAGAUGGGAAGUGAUUAGAGAGGAUCAAAUUUUCCAUCUUCUUUAUGUGUCUCUGAAUGUAGUCCUCAAGGCCCUUGAAUUCUCUACAAAGAACACUUGUUUUGGGAGGCUGGAAUAGGGGCAUGGGGUUGCCAAACUGAAGUGAAAGCCAAUAUACCUUGAUUUGGGGACAAAGAGAAUGGCUGCAGUUGGCAGAUUGUUACCACAUUCCACCUCUAAUGAUGCUGCUACUACUUCUAAUACACACUGUUUUAUUGUUCUGGGCCCUAUUUGGUGGUACUUCAAAAGUAUUUAGAAUAAGGACUUGAAUCCUAGGAAAUGUAAAAAAUACGAAGACUCUAUUCCAUAGCUACCAAAUCCUGCCUAGCCCUGAGGCUGGAGAAGUUUCGAGUAAAAAAAGGUGAUGAGGGUUCUCCCUUUCCUGCUACACAACCUAGCAAAGUCACUGCUAAUCCAGAUGAUACAUGGGACUGACAGAACCAGCAAAAGCACAAGCAAGCUGCCAAGUUGAGGCAUUACAGCUAUUACUUAUCCUUGAUUAUGGAAAUGGCAUAAAAGGAAAUUAGAAAGAAGAUACUCUUUACCCAAAGUUAAAAUCUUUUUUGCUGUCUUCUCUUCAAUCAAGCAACUGAAUUAUCUAUGUACCAUGGAAAGAAAUCUGAUUUGCAAUUACUGAGAAUACUUGACUCUAAUUUGUAUAAUUAGUAGCUAAAAAAGACAAAAUCAGAUUUGCAAUAAAUGCUUAGAAAGGCUUGGGAAAUUACUGAAAAUGUGUGGGAAAGGCUGAGACUCCAUUAAGAUGGAUAAUUCUCAUGAGUGACAAUUAUAACAACACAAAUCUACUUUUUUUAAAAAAAGCUGAACAGUUUAUAUAAAAUAGAAAGGUGACAAGACACAACUGCAGCUGACUGAAUCUCCUUAUUUAUUAAAGAACAGAAAUAAAUUUCGCUUAAAUUAAAAAAAAAUGACAUUAUAACUUAGUUUAUCUUUCCAAUGAAUAAAACAGAAAAAAAGCUGG